AUGGAUAUUUUAAACAUCACUCUUCCAUCGCCACUAAUGGAAUUUUCAUCAUUCAAAUCUUUAAAAUCUUGUGGUAAUCAAGAACUUGAACCACAAUGUGAAUAUGAACGUCUUCUAUUAUUAAAUGCUCAAUUGACCACACCAGAAAUAACAGCCGGUAUUACUGGUCGUACAACAUCAGAAAAAUUUUCAAAAGCAUUUUCUAGUAUUCAUCAAAGAUUAGCUGAAAUGGAAUUAAAACUAUCCAAUGUUUUUAUGAGUGAAACUGAAUAUUUACAAACAUUAGAAGAUCGUUUAGCCGAAGAAGAAUUGCGUUUAUGUCAAAAAAUAUCAGCAUUGGAUAAAAUUAGAAAAGAAAAAGAUAUGUUAAAAGAAAAAUUUGAUGUAAUUACACAACGUUUGAAAUAUGCACUGAAUACAAUGGAUAAUACAAAAAAUAUUUCGGAUCAAUAUCUAGCAGGAUUAUAUGAAAAAAACAUGUUACUAGAUGCUCAAGUUCAUGAUUUAAUGUCUGGAACAUUUGAUACGUUAAUGCGUAUUCGUCAUCAAGUGAGUGAUGAUGUUAGAGAAUUUCAUCAAACAACAGCAGAAACAAAACAUCAAUUACAUUCGAAACAGGUUCUAGUGGAAAAUACAGAGAAAUCUGUCGAUUUAAUUUUGGAACUUGUUCGACAAUUAGCAGAAGUCAACGAUGCACAUAAAACAACAUUAUCAACUUGUGUACAAUCAAUGGAUGAUAAAUUAGAACAAUUUGAACAAACACUUGAUGAAACAUCUGAAUGGAAUAUUGAACAAGAAAUGGCUGAAAUCAAAUUACUAGAACGACAAAAGCAAGUAUUAAAUGAAGAAUUGAAAGACAAGGCAAUUUUAUUAGAAAAAAUACAACAAAUAUUACAAAAUUCUGCUAAACAAGAGUAA
Molecule: messenger RNA, 918 nt
Organism: Didymodactylos carnosus
Lineage: Eukaryota; Metazoa; Rotifera; Eurotatoria; Philodinida; Philodinidae
Source: the annotation of a GenBank genome assembly